Molecule: messenger RNA, 1209 nt
Organism: Mauremys reevesii (Reeves's turtle)
Lineage: Eukaryota; Metazoa; Chordata; Testudines; Geoemydidae
Gene: MTCH2
Product: mitochondrial carrier 2
Exons: 14
Coding region: 36-1088 (350 amino acids)
Biological process (GO): positive regulation of apoptotic process
Cellular component (GO): membrane; mitochondrion
Source: RefSeq, a predicted model, not a curated record
GACCGGAAGUGGAAGGUACCCGGAAGUUCCCGGGGAUGGCAGUCCCGCCUUGUGCCCUUUUCGGUGCCGGUCACGUGGGAGGGCGCGGUGACGUACCCGGCCCGGCUCGGCUCGGCUCGGCGCAGCGCAGCAUGGCGGACGCGGCCUCGCAGGUGCUGCUGGGCUCCGGCCUCACCGCGCUCUCGCAGCCGCUCAUGUACGUCAAGGUGCUGGUGCAGGUGGGAUAUGAGCCGCUUCCUCCGACCCUGGGCAGGAAUAUGUUUGGGCGACAGGUUUACCAGCUGCCGGGGCUCUUUGCGUACGCUAAGCACAUUAUGAAGAUAGAUGGAAGAGCCGGGCUCUUCAAAGGUUUGACUCCCAGACUCUGCUCAGGCGCCAUUGGCACCAUCGUGCACAGCCAGGUGUUACAGCGGUACCAGGAAGCUGACCAGGAGGAGGAGCCUGGGCCCAGCCUCAAGGAGCCCCUGUCCUCGCUGGAGCAGGUCAUCAAGGAGAAGAUUGGUGGCGAUUGGACGUUGAACAAAGUGAAUGCCAGUGAAAAUGAGACCUCCCGAGAGAUGGUUGCUCGUUCUGCCGCGACACUCGUCACCCAUCCCUUCCACGUGAUCACGCUGAGAUGCAUGGUGCAGUUCAUUGGCAGGGAAACCAAGUACAGUGGCAUCUUCAGCCCCUUCGUCACCAUCUACCGGGAAGAGGGCAUCCUGGGCUUCUUUGCGGGGCUCGUUCCCCGGCUGCUGGGUGACGUGCUGUCGCUGUGGCUCUGUAACAUGCUGGCCUACCUCAUCAACACCUAUGCACUGGAGAACGGGGUCUCCACCAUGAGCGAGAUGAAGAGCUACUCACAGGCUGUCACUGGAUUCUUUGCCAGUAUGCUGACGUACCCCUUUGUGCUCGUCUCCAACCUGAUGGCCAUUAACAACUGUGGGCUGGCUGGUGGCCUCCCCCCAUAUGCACCCAACUACUCCUCCUGGUUAGACUGCUGGAGCCAGCUGCUCAAGGAGGGGAACAUGAGCCGAGGCAACAGCCUGUUUUUCCGGAAGGUGCCUGCGGGGAAGCUGUACGUGUGGGAGGAGAAGCGUUUCCGCUGAGGCCGGAGCUGGGCGAGGGGCCCGGGGCCGGGCCAGAGGCUGGGCCAGAUGCACUGAAUGAUGGGAGAGUGGUGAUUUAUAUAGUUUUUUUUAAAAUAAUGAUUCAAUCUUGGGAAACGGA